This is a messenger RNA of Echinops telfairi (small Madagascar hedgehog), 1881 nucleotides long. It is a transcript of the gene RGMB, whose product is annotated as repulsive guidance molecule BMP co-receptor b. NCBI's taxonomy places the organism in Eukaryota, Metazoa, Chordata, Mammalia, Afrosoricida, Tenrecidae. Gene Ontology annotation, biological process: BMP signaling pathway. Gene Ontology annotation, molecular function: coreceptor activity. Gene Ontology annotation, cellular component: plasma membrane. The record is from RefSeq and is a predicted model, not a curated record. The transcript has 5 exons. Bases 133 to 1563 code for a protein of 476 amino acids.
UCCCUGCGCCGGGCCGCGUGGCUGCGGGCUUAUUUUCCCAGCUGGCAAGCGUCGCGCGGCAGACAAGGGAAUGCCUGUGGUCUGGUGCCCCCUGGUCCCGCAGAGCCCCCACCAGGAGCGGAAGGGUUAAGAAUGAUGAGGAAGAAGAGGAAGCGAGGCGUGCCCCCCGGCCCAUGCCGCAGCCACGGCCCUGGACCCGCCACGGCGCCCUCGCCGCCGCCCUCGCCGGAGCCCACCGGACCUGCAUGGACGGGCAUGGGCUUGAGAGCAGCACCUUCCUUCGCCGCCGCCGCCGGGGCUGAGCAGCACCGCCGCCCCCGGCCUUGCCCGCCGCCCCUGGCGCUGCUGCUGCUGCUGCUGCUCAGCCUCGGGCUGCUCCACGCAGGUGACUGCCAACAGCUGGCGCAGUGUCGAAUCCAGAAAUGCACCACAGACUUUGUUGCCCUGACUGCACACCUGAACUCUGCCAUUGACGGCUUUGACUCCGAGUUUUGCAAGGCCCUGCGUGCCUAUGCAGGCUGCACCCAGCGAACUUCGAAAGCCUGCCGGGGCAACCUGGUGUACCAUUCUGCUGUGUUGGGUAUCAGUGACCUUAUGAGCCAGAGGAACUGUUCCAAGGACGGACCCACAUCCUCCACCAACCCUGAAGUGACCCAUGACCCUUGUACCUAUCACAGCCACGCAGGAGCCAGAGAACACCGGGCAGGGGACCAGAACCCUCCCAGUUACCUUUUCUGUGGCCUGUUUGGAGAUCCUCACCUGAGAACUUUCAAGGACCACUUCCAAACAUGCAAAGUGGAAGGGGCUUGGCCACUCAUAGAUAAUAAUUAUCUUUCAGUUCAAGUGACGAAUGUGCCUGUGGUCCCUGGGUCCAGUGCCACUGCUACAAAUAAGAUCACCAUCAUCUUCAAAGCCCACCAUGAGUGCACAGAGCAGAAGGUGUACCAAGCUGUGACAGACGACCUGCCGGCUGCCUUUGUGGAUGGCACCACCAGCGGUGGAGACGGUGAUACCAAGAGCCUGCGCAUCGUGGAGAGGGAGAGCGGCCGCCACGUGGAGAUGCACGCUCGCUACAUAGGAACUACGGUGUUUGUGCGACAGCUGGGUCGCUACCUGACCCUCGCCAUCCGGAUGCCCGAGGACCUGGCCAUGUCCUACGACAAAAGCCAGGACCUGCAGCUGUGUGUCAACGGCUGCCCCCUGAGUGAACGUAUCGACGACGGGCAAGACCAGGUGUCUGCCAUCCUGGGGCACACCCUACCGCACACCGCCCUGGCACAGACCUGGCCGGGCUACACACUGGAGACUGCCAACACGCAAUGCCAGGAGAAGAUGCCGGUGAAGGACAUCUAUUUCCAGUCCUGUGUCUUUGACCUGCUCACCACGGGCGAUGCCAACUUCACUGCCGCAGCCCACAGUGCCUUGGAGGACGUGGCGGCCCUGCACCCGAGGAGGGAACGCUGGCACAUCUUCCCAAGCAGCGGCAACGGGGCGCCCCGGGGAGGCAGGGACUUGUCCGUCAGUCUCGGACUCACAUGCUUGUUCCUCGUUGUGUUUUUGUAGGGAUUGUCUAUCUGGCUUUUUUGUUGUUGUCGUUGUUGUUGUCUAUAACAAAAUUUUAAGAUAUAUAUUGUCAUAAUAUAUUGAGUAAAAGAUAAGAGUAUAUAUGUAUAUACCAUGUAUAUGAUAGGCUGUUUGUCCUGGGACACCCACCAGAUUGUACAUACUGUGUUUGGCUGUUUUCACUUAUGUUGGAUGUGUAGUGGUUUUUUAUUGUAUCGAUUUUUAUUUUGCAGUUUUGUGAAAUAUUUUAUAAUGUCCCUGCAUAGGGACCUGUUAGAAAGCACUUUAUUUUUUAUAUAUUAAAUAUUUAUGUGUGUA